AUGAAGUUGGCAGGACUUUCCGCACUGUCCUUGGUAGCAGCUGAUGAUGGAAUGGACAGCAGUUUACAUGGCCCGUUUCAUCAAAGAUGCACCGGAAGCAGCAGCACUAUCUCCAUCACUGGUGAAAUGGGAAAUGAUGAGUGGACAGUCAUCACUUUGCAGCUCACUGAUGCAUUUCGCAGCCCAUCUCUUUUUGUCUUUAAUGGUGGUCUCUGGAGGAAUGGUUGCAGUGCAGCCUUCAUGUCCGGGGCAGCUUGGAAUGGUGUUUUCCCUAUCGCACUGAAGGUGGCAUUGUUAUACCGGGCAUCUCCUACCGCUCUUAUAGGUGUAUUGGCAAGUCCACAUUUCUCGUUAAGCUCUUGAAUGUCCUGUCUUAUUUUCUUCAUGCUGUUUUUGCUCACAUCAGUGAUGAUUUUGCCUACUUUGUUGCAGGUCUGAAGAAUGUU
Messenger RNA from Magallana angulata, 446 nucleotides. RefSeq lists its product as uncharacterized. Bases 1 to 363 code for a protein of 120 amino acids. The transcript is spliced from 3 exons. The record is from RefSeq and is a predicted model, not a curated record. NCBI's taxonomy places the organism in Eukaryota, Metazoa, Mollusca, Bivalvia, Ostreida, Ostreidae.